CGCGAGAGCGAGCGAGAGAGCGAGGAGAGUGGCGCGAUCGCAACGAUCAUCUCUCUUUCUCUCGGUUUCUGUUUCCACGCAACGCGCGCGCCCACGACGACGGCCAGCCCAUCGACAGCGUCAGCGACGACGACGACGACGACGAGUAAGACGAGAAGGACGAUUAUUCUCCUUUCUUCUCUUUACGAACGCGACCGUCACCACCGUUCGCCCUCUCACCUGUAUGCCUUGCGUACGCCCCCACCUUCACCGAUUUUCCAUGAAUGUUAACAUUGUCUUCCCACAGCCGCUGGUAAUGCAAAUACCCUUCCUUGAUCUGAAGUCUGCGAGAUGGUUCUCGUCGUCAAGCUCCAAUUUUAGCUGAGAGUAAUACAGAAAUAGUGAAACAAAAAAUUGGUCCAGCUUGGUGGUAAUGCGGGGAUGUGGAUCUGCUUCGACCCGAUAGGAAGCCGAGACGGCUGGGGUGCUUCCAUUUCGCUGGUCGUGCUUCUUUACUGGACCUCCAUCACCAUCGAUGCCAGCCUAACGAAUGCGGCCGCGUCCAAUGUCCCGCGUAAUACCGUCACGUCGGAGAUAUCGGUACCAACGUCGGCACACCACGAGAACGACGAAUGCAGGAAUGUGACCACUGACAAUAGAGAGGGUACUGGACUGUCAGUGGUCAGCCAUGGAUCCGGUUAUCCUCAUUCGCCGAUAGUGCCUCCAACCUUCCUGUACGGAGCUCUUACCUGCCAACCCUAUCAAGGAAUUUAUGUGAACCACAUCUACUUUCAACUCGCAAAUGCCUUCUUCCUAUUGUCACACCUUGCACCAAGCGGCAUACAUGGUGUACUCUAUUUAAGGUGCACUCUACUCGUGGGCUGUGCCUUUCUUGCUUUGUGGGGCUGGACAAUAGCUUGCUGGCUGGACGCUGCUCUCUGGAAUGCUCUCUUUGUUGCCAUCAACUUCGUCCAUGUAUGCACGCUUCUUUACAAGCUCAGGCCUAUCAAGUUUUCAAGAGAAAUCGAAGAGGUAUACAUCGCAGUGUUCCAGCCGUUACGGGUGUCUCGUCAUCAAUUCAGAAGGGUGCUAAAUUGCAUGAAGGUCAUUCGCCAGUUAAAGUAUCAAGAGGUUUACGCGCAGGAGAAAGUGACCAAGGUCGAUUCUUUAUCGUUGGUGCUGUCGGGAAAGCUAGUGGUCUCGCAAAAUGGGAGAGCGUUGCACAUUGUCUUCCCACAUCAGUUCCUGGAUUCUCCGGAAUGGUUUGGCGUUUCGACAGACGAGUACUUCCAGGUGUCAAUAACAGCUAUGGAGGAGUCAAGGAUAUUAUUAUGGCAUAGGGACAAACUAAAAUUAAGCAUAAUUACCGAUCAAUUCCUGCAAGCGGUAUUUGAUCACAUUCUGGGCAGAGACGUAGUUAAGAAAUUGAUGCAGGUCAGUGAAACGAUGGCUGCCAGCAGUCAUCAGCAGCAGAAUGGACAGAUAAUUGGUCUGGGUGGAAUUGGAGCCUUAGAAAACGACGCUGAUACGAAGCUUUUUGUUGUAAAAAAGACUGGGGACAGUCAAGGCAUCACUGCUCUCAUCAGUCGUCAACUUCAAGCGGCAGGAGACCCGAAUGCUUGGAGAUUGGGAAGAAUCGAAGAGACUGAUCACGAAACACCUGUUUAAUGGAAUGAUUGUUAAAUCGAUGUCAUCCUCGACAGUCAAUAUAACAUAACAACACCGGUGUUUUUACAUAAAUGCGAUUACGACGAACUGACAUUCAUCGACGACUAAAACGGCACAAAGGCACACUUCGACUGUGCGCGGAACAACAAUUGAACAUUCUCUUGCCAAUUAAUAAUUUUUCUCACGACUAGUCAACUGUAUGCGAUAAUACGCGCGAGAAAUUCCAUCGUUUUUUGUAGCGUAUAUAAUAUAAUUCCACCCUAGUUUGUAAAGAGCGACGUAUGUAACGAUAAGUUUAUGCUUCCAGUGUAUCUCGUUGAGUAUGCCUGAGCAAUAUGAAUUUUACGAGUGGCUAUUUAUAAUUUUACUUUCGUGAAGUCGUAUGUUUUCUGACGUGGGUGAAUAAUGACUAUGACUUUAUAAAAGUGUGUGUGUACAUUGAGAUACGAUGGUAUGAGGAUGGCACGUUCGCGGCGGCGUAACUUCUGUUAAUGCAAGGUCUGUGAUCGCGAAGGUACUCGGUAGGAAGAGUUCAGGGAGGCCUAAAGAAACUAAUUCUUUCCCAUACCCAGAAAUAGUGCCUUUUUACUUACACUUCCUUUCUUAAUGUUUCCACGGAGAAAAUAUUAUAUGUACAGUACUAUAUAUAUAUAAUACAUAUAUAUAGAUAUAUAUAUAUAAAAAAUGUAUGACUUAAUGUAUCUAGUAGAGUUCUCCAAAUGUCGCUGUAUUACAUGUUCGAAGGUCCAUGUUUGUGAUACUGUUAAUCAACUGGUGUUAAUCACCGGGGUCAAGGAGGCACACGAAGUUACGCCAUUAUUAACGCAUUGGAUGUUACAAAGUGCGAGGUAAAGGGGGUAAAUUGUUGCGAAGUUUAUUCGUUACAUUGCUGCUAGAUAUGCCGAAUUGCGUGCGUAACAUUCGACCUUUAACGUAAAAAAAAAGAAUGACUAUGAAAUUGCUGCAACCUGUUGUUGUGUGAUCGACGCGAUCGUCGUACCAUUCACCGCAGAGUGUCAUUGUGUUUUUGUUAUGGUUUCUUUGCGAACGAUGCGUACGGUAAUUAUUUCGCAUGUUUGAUUAAGCAGAAGCAAAUUCCAAGUAAACUUCAACGUUUCAGCUGUGUAAAACCGAACUCUUGUAAAACCGAAACCGACGAUAAUUAGAUACCUAUAAAAGAGUCACUAAACAUUACGAUUGAGAGAAUAAAAAAAGAAAAGAAAAACGAUAGAAAGUGAGACAGUAUCAGGAUAAUGGAGCUUAAAGCAAAAGAGUCUCGGUUUUGUCGAUUUAAAAUAUUCUAAUAAUCAAAGUACCGGAAAGGGAGAGUCCCUCCUGAAAGCAACUUUGUUCGACCUUUGCAACUAUUGUAUUGAGGAUUAGAGAGUCACGUUGCUAAAAUAUCGAUAUCAUGCCCAGUUAAGGUUGUAAUACAUACUUUAAAAAAAGACUUUUUAUAUGUACAAUCAUAACACACAUACACACACAGAACAUAUUCUAUUUCGAGUAUUACAGAUAGUUUACCGCAUGAUAUAACAAUUGUUCUCUAUUACAUAUACAUACCGCAUAUCUAUAACGAUAUUUUGGUCUUGGGGGAUAUAUCAUUUUACAUAGUGAAAUACGAAAAAGAAAACGUAGGAAUGCCUUUUGAUAUGUACAGCGUGUGUGGAAUGCAGGACCAUGAGAUUUAACAUCUUUUGCAUACGAACCGUAUACAAAGAGAGUGGAGUGUGUAUUACUUUCCAUGAAUGUGAAUUAUAUGUUAUUGAAUAUUUGUUGUUUAUCGUCUCUAAUUGUUGUUAUGAUUAUUUUUGUACGUGAGAUUGUUUUUAGUAACAUAGGUAUUAAAAGAAAGUAUGGGUGAUGAGAGAGAGAGAGAGAGAGAGAGAGAGAGAGAGAACGAAAAAAAGCGAAAAACAGGGAGAAAACGCAAAUCCCACAUUGGAUACAAUAAGAACGAGUAUAAAGUGAUGAUGCGAAUAAAGAAAGUUAGUUUUAGAA
Dinoponera quadriceps is the source of this 3648-nucleotide messenger RNA. RefSeq names its product blood vessel epicardial substance-like. The coding region runs from base 421 to 1647 and encodes 408 amino acids. The record is from RefSeq and is a predicted model, not a curated record. The transcript has 9 exons. Gene Ontology annotation, cellular component: sarcolemma. Lineage: Eukaryota; Metazoa; Arthropoda; Insecta; Hymenoptera; Formicidae. Gene Ontology annotation, molecular function: cAMP binding.